AACAUGCAUUUUUCAUGAAUCCAGGUGGUCAAUUCUGGAUAUAUUCCAUUGUUUUCUAAUCUAUUUUAUACCCAAAACCUGUCAUUAUUAGUUGCACAUUUACAGGAUGCAAUAACGUUCCGUCCAGAAUAAUUACCAAUAAUUCACGUACCAAUUCCAUUAAGUUAGUUUUUCUGCUUGCAAUAUUUUAUUUUUAUUUUUCAUAAACAAAAUGCUUCGCCCUGUUCUAGUAACUUUUCUCGUCAUCCAGACCAUAACAGGAAAUAUACUUCCGAAAAAUGGGCGAACGUUCACCUCCCAAGUCUCCUGGGAGGGACAGAACAUGCUGGCAAAUAAUCUACAGUUUUUAUGCAGUUUCAAAUCUCAGGACGGUUCGGACUGGACUCAAGCCUUGCAGGAUUCGAUUUUGGCCCAAAUUUCUAAUCCUAAGGACAAUGCGGAUGACUACGCCAUGAAGAAAACGCUAACAGAGAAUAUCAUCACUAACGCCAUGUCAAACUGCGACUCGGUCGAUGUCAUCCUUUCCGACCAGCCGGAGAAAGGAUGGCGACAAGCGGCGGACACGAAUUACAUCGAAAACAUUUUGCAGAACCUUUUUAGCGGAAAUAUUCGCGGAAUUAUCCAAUCUUACACGGGCCGAAGUACGGAACGCGUCUCGACCACGGUAUCAGACAUCUUUAGAUCACUCCUCACGAAUAUCAGCACCAUGAGGAGUGGCAUUACCAGUCUAGGCAGUCUUAUGGGGCGUGGUGGUGCAAAUGCUACGACAGAAGCUACCAAUAAUAAAGUAAAAGUGUAAAUUUCAUGUUAUGCCUACUAAUUAAACCACAUUAUUUAUUAAUUUAUUAAUGAACGUCGAACCGUAAUCAUUUAACGAGACAAUUAUUUAUUGACUAUUAACGAAUAAAUAUGUACAUGUUCAUACUCUCUGCAUGGAUUUUAUUAAUGGUGCAUGUGUGUACCAGUAAUAAAAGAAGUAUGUACAUAAUUCA
Messenger RNA from Folsomia candida, 992 nucleotides. RefSeq lists its product as uncharacterized. The record is from RefSeq and is a predicted model, not a curated record. NCBI's taxonomy places the organism in Eukaryota, Metazoa, Arthropoda, Collembola, Entomobryomorpha, Isotomidae. Bases 212 to 799 code for a protein of 195 amino acids. The transcript has 3 exons.